UUAUUGUUCGUCAACCUCCACGAUUCAUCUCCCUCAAAAAAGAGAGAACAAGAGCUUGUUUUGCGCAUACAGACGCAGAGAGAGAUAGAGAGAGAUGGGUGCGGUGACAUUAGCGGUGUUGGGAGUAGUGGGGCUGGUACUGGGAUGGAUAUCAAUAGAGAUCGCGUGCAAGCCCUGUCUCAAGAGAGGCCGUGAAGCCAUAGAUCGCAACCUCAAUCCCGAUUAUGACCCUGACGACGAUGACACCAAUUCCAUCAAUGCCCCUCUCAAUCCGAACCCCUCUACGACUGUUGAUUCUGAUCCAGUUUCAGCUUCAAUUGCCAUCAAAGCCGUCUGAUCUUUUCAAUUUCUGUGAGAUAUCCAAUUUUGUUAUGCUGUUUGUUUAACGAGGAGAAAAUGGCAAAAGAAAAGAAACUGGUUUUCUUUUGGGUAUAUCGUUGAUUUUGUUCUUUGUAGGGCGACUUUGUAACCCUUUUAUUUUUUAUUUUUUAUUAUUGGAUUGGAAAUAUAUGUGUGCAAAGAAAAAACAGGAUUGUUUUUGGUAUUCCUGAAUUUGUUUUGCUUUGUUUGGAAAGAAUAUGUAGCUCUGAUUCAAUGAUCAGAAACACAUCUGGGAAGAGAAGCAAAGGUUCUUUUCUGGGCAUACCCUGAUUUUGUUGUUUGUUAAUAAGUUGCUUUGAUUUGGAUCAGAAACAUGAAGAAUGUGUACAUUGU
Molecule: messenger RNA, 714 nt
Organism: Rhododendron vialii
Lineage: Eukaryota; Viridiplantae; Streptophyta; Magnoliopsida; Ericales; Ericaceae
Product: outer envelope membrane protein 7-like
Exons: 1
Coding region: 95-337 (80 amino acids)
Source: RefSeq, a predicted model, not a curated record